Messenger RNA from Cryptosporidium ubiquitum, 906 nucleotides. RefSeq lists its product as uncharacterized. Lineage: Eukaryota; Apicomplexa; Conoidasida; Eucoccidiorida; Cryptosporidiidae. Bases 1 to 906 code for a protein of 301 amino acids. The transcript has a single exon. The record is from RefSeq and is a predicted model, not a curated record.
AUGCAAAGCUCUAAGACUAUUACCGAGCAGUUUGAAGAAUUAAUCAAGAAAGCAAAAACAUUGAAUAAAACUCAUCCAAUUAUUCCAGAGGAAAACGUGGCCAGCAAAAAGAAUGACCUAGUUUCUGUCAAAACUGAAAUCUCAAUGCUUCAGAAGCGUCAUGAUAUGUGUGUUGUACAGAAAAAUGCUAUUAGGGAUCUGAUCAAACUUCAUAAAGAGGAAUUACAGCUUUUGGAAAGUGCUCUAAGGACAAUCGAGUCUGAAGAAAAGAAAAUACUUGAAAUAAUAUUUAGAGAAACUCUAGAUAAUGACUCAUUGACUAAAACGACAUCCGUAGAAAUGGUUGAACGUGAUAAUGAUUCACUACAUGCAAAAUCUGUUCUUACAUCUCAAAAUGUGUCUACUUCCACUACCUACGAAAAUUUAGAUUACGAGGCUCCUAAAAACUAUGCUGAUUCUAAUUAUGAGAAUUCUGAAUAUUUAAAUAAUGAAAAUUCUCAUAAAAAAGAGUCAGAUAGUGAGGAAUCUAACGAUUACUCGGAUGAUUAUUCAGAACAAGACAACCUUUCUCCAAAACAUACGGUCAGCAGAAGAAUCAAUUCAGAUAGAAUGGUCAGAUUUUCUAUGGAUGACUUAAAAAUUAGUUCAGAAACUAAAUCAAAUCCCGCUCCAAAAUCGAACUCAACUAAUCUUACAAACACGGCAAGAUCUUCAAAUUCAAUUAAAGGCGUAAUUAGUAUUCCUCAAAGAUACAACUAUAUUAGAAACAGAAAUUCUAGUUUAAUGAAGGAGAUCUCAAUUAAGAAAAUACUGGAAGGAAAUAGAAAACUAGAAACAGAAGAAAAGGAUGAAGAUCAAAGAGCAUUGGUGAGAAAACUUCAUACUUUGUAUGCAUCUAAAAGAUAG